This is a messenger RNA of Trematosphaeria pertusa, 607 nucleotides long. Its product is annotated as ankyrin repeat protein. Gene Ontology annotation, molecular function: protein binding. The transcript has 2 exons. The record is from RefSeq and is a predicted model, not a curated record. NCBI's taxonomy places the organism in Eukaryota, Fungi, Ascomycota, Dothideomycetes, Pleosporales, Trematosphaeriaceae. The coding region runs from base 90 to 401 and encodes 103 amino acids.
AAAAGGAGGCAAAAUCUUCCUCCGGUCAGACGCCACUACACCUGGCUGCCAAAGGAGGGCACGAGGACGUCGUCAAAGCGCUCGUUGACAUGGGGGCCGACAAGGAGGCAAAAUCUUCCUCCGGUCAGACGCCGCUACACCUGGCUGCCAAGUCCUUGUCCUUAUGCGAGGAGGUCGUCAGGGUGCUUAUUAAUAUAGGUGCCGACAAGGAGGCGAAGGACGAAGACUAUCAGACGCCGCUACACCUGGCCGCCAAGACGGGGCUUUGGGUUAUUGUUAGGGCGCUUAUCGAGCACGGCGCUGACAAGGAGGCGAAAGACAGCAACGACCAGACGCCGCUCCAACUUGCCAACGCGAAACAGCACGUGGCCGUCGUGCAGCUACUUAGUUCGAAACCGUAGCGUGGUUUAUUCUUUUCGUUGUCUUUAAUUCCUUUUCUAUUUUCCCAUCAUAACAUGACACGGGAGGAGGGAGGACAUUGAACGGAGUGUUGACUCUUCCGUCUUGCGUCAUGAGCUCUAUAGGCGUAGAGACCAGACUUGUUAACAAUCAAUCAAUCAAUCAAUCAAUCAAUCAAUCAAUCAAUCAGUCCGGAGGCUCUCGGACU